CAACAACCGGCGGGAAAGCGAUAAACGUCACGUGAGACGAGCUUUUUAUUCAACAUGGCGGCGUGCAUGACAGAGUAGCGUAAUAACAAGAGUCUGCUUGCUGUGCCGAUGAAGCAGGUUUAAUUACGGUGUCGGAAGAAUAUCACUGGGUUUUCGGGUGUUUCCUCCGUGAUCGAGCUCUGAAGCAGCAGGAUGCCAAGGAAGACCGGUGACCACUUCAAACCAGGAGACCUGGUGUUUGCCAAGAUGAAGGGCUUCCCUCACUGGCCUGCCAGGGUCUGUAAGUCCGAGAACGGAUACAAGAAGCGAGUGCCCGUCUUCUUCUUCGGGACCCAUCAGAUAGGUCACCUCCCUCCAGAGAACAUCAUUCCUUAUGUCGGCAACAAAAUGAAGUAUGGCAGCGGCGUUCGCAUCAAAGGCUUUGCUGAGGGCAUGUGGGAGAUCCAGAACACACCGGGAGUCGGGAGCAAACUUCCCCGGAGUAAAGUACCGACACAAAGCAGCACACAAACUUCACCUGCGCAACCAACUUCACUCGUUAAACAGGUGACAAAUGACAAACAUAAAACUACCCCCACUAAAUUGGCUCCCGGUAGAGCUACACCUGCAAAGCCCGAGGGUAAACCGACUGCUGGCAGAAGUGACAAGGAAACCGCUGCUGCUGCCGCUGUGGCUCAAACUCCGACAAGAGCCUCGUUAAGAUCUGCUCUGGAGAGGACAGUAGACUCCAGACAGACUUCAACAGACGUCCCUGUGGCGGCCGUUUCAGAUGCUGCCGCCAAAACACGAGGCAGAAAGGCUGCAGCGAGUAGCAGCCAAGCUGAUGCCACUGCUGAGAAGAAGGUGGAGACAACAGCAAAAACAGAACAGAAAGCAGCAGCUCCCCCCAAAGCCUUUGAAUCUGCUUCUGAGAAAAACGUUGAGAAACAGACGAAUUCAGACACUACAGACAGCAAACCUGCGGCUGAAACUACAAGUAAAGUUCCAGCGGUGAAGAAAACUCUGAGCACAGCCGAAACCAAAGCGGCUUGUGUGAAAGUGGAGAUUUUGUCUAUCUGCCUCGCUGCAGAUCCUGAGGAGACCACGUGUCCCGUCACCACCAGGAGCAAAGCGUCAGACGCCAAGGUUGAUGUUGAGCAGCAGCAGAAGAAGAAGAAGAGGGGGAGGACACCUGCUGUCACCACUCCAGUCAGCGACAAACCAAAGACCACACAAUCAAAGACUGACGUGUCCAAGAAGGACCAGGACGAGGAGGAGCAGACGGAGAAAGAAAAGGAAGAGAAGAAGUCAUCCAAGAGCCAAGGACUGAAGAGGAAGAGGAAAGAGCAGGAUGAAGAGGUGGAGGUGCAGAAAAAGGCAAAACAAGACGGCAGUGAAGGAAAGGAAGAAGUGACUGCGAAAGAGAAGACGGCAUCAGUCAACCCAGGAACAAAGAGAAAGAGAGAGGAAGAGGAGGAGACACAGAUGAAAAGGAAGCAGGAUGAAGAUGUGGAACAAAGCAAAGAAGUGAUGAAGUCAGCAGAGAGUGGAGGGAUGAAGACAAGGAGGGGACAAAAAGAAGAACAGAAGGAGGAGGAGAAAACAAAAGAGAAUGGCAGAGUACGAAAGAGAGGAAGGAGAGGAAGAAGGCCACGGGGAGAAGGAACGAAGAGUAUAAGAGGGAAGGAGGCGGAGCUGAAAACAAAUGACGCUGCAGAAGGAAAUGAAGACGUGAGGACAAAAAGAUGGAAGACCCGAGGACGGAAGAAGAAGACAGAAGAGAAGGAGGUGCAGAAAGAAGAAGAGAAGAAAACGGAGGAGGAAGACCAAAGAGGAGAAACAUCAGAGUUUGACGGGAUGAACGCGGGAAAAGCCAAGAAGGAUGGAAACGCAGAGCAACAGGAAGACGAGGAGAAAGAAGGCGUUUCUGUGGAUGUGGAGCGUCAGCGCCACCUAGCGGCCAAGAGGGAGAGUUUGUUGAAGUCUCUGAGAGGCCUGCUGAAGGCCGGGAGAGGAGUGAGCAGGAGGGAGGCGACGAGGAGCUCCCAGAGAACCGCAGUGGGAACCAAGAAGAAGGCCGAGAUGAAGAAGACAGGAAGGAAGAAGACGUCGGUCAAGAAGAGCGUCAAACAAUCAGCCGUCGCCACAGAGAUCAGCAAGAAACCAGGCGUCAAAAGCAUCAGGAAGAACACUGCCAGGACUGAAGUGACAGAGGAAGACAAACCUGACUCCGAGACGCUCAAACAGAAAGAACAAACGAGUGAGAAGAAAAGGGAGGCGAAGAAGGACGACCAGAAGACGGAGCAGGACAAGACGGCUGAUGGAGUCGAUCAAAUCAAUCAAACCACGGCUGAAGUGAAGACAAAAGAAAAGGAGGGCGAGCCGAAGAAAGAAGACAAGACAAAGACUGAGGGAAAGAAAGACGAGGAAGCGAAGGAGAAGAAAGGAGAGGAGCAGCAGAAGGACGAAGAGAAGAAGAACGAGAGAAAAAUUAUCGGGAAGAUUGUGAAAGCGAUGGCUGGACAGGGAACGAAGGUUCAGGUAAAGACGAUGAUGGGAGGAACGACGGCAGCAGGAGAGGAGGAGAAGACGAGCGGAGGAGAAAAGGUGGACGGCAAGAAGGUAGAAGAGAAGACAAAGACAAAUGAGACCGAGAGCACAGACGAGAAGAAACCCGAAGACAGAAAGACGGAAGAAGGUGCAAAAGUGGAGAAGAAGACUGUAAAAACGAGAGAAGCAACAGAUGACAAAAAAGACAAGAAUGUGACGGAGGUAGAGAUGGACAGAAAGAGCAAGGUGGAAGAGGAGGGACGAAAGACGAGUGGCGACGAUGAGACGGCGCUGAAAAAACAAACGGCACAGAAAGCGGCCGCAAAGGUGCAAGAGAAAAACCAAGAAAAUGAGACUGAGAAGAUGAAGACGAGAGAACGAAAGAAGAGAGAAGAGAAGAGUGGAAAACCUGACGGAGAAUCGCAAGAGAAGAAGGACGACAAACACACUGCAGGACAGAUGAGGACAACAGGCGAGAAGCGCAACAAGCAGACAAAACCACCGAAGAAGAGUGCAGGCGAAAAAAUGACAACAGAGAAGCCGGCAGAGACGCCACAGGCGGAGUCAAAAACUGAGGACAACGUGGAGAAGAAGAAGAAGUCGGGUGCGGAGCAGGAGCACACCAAAGAAACAAAACCACUGAAGAAGAGUGCAGGAGACAAGAAGGAGGACAACACUUCAACAGACGCCGCAGAGUCGAGAACUGAACCAAGCGCAGAAGAAGAAAGUACACCAGCAAGCGACUCGGGUGGAGGGAAGGUGGAGCAGGUGCAGUCGGUGGGGAAGCAGCAGCAGCAGAAGAAGAGCCCGACCGUGACGCUGACGGACUCGACUCUGCACAGAAUCCACGGAGACAUCAGGAUUUCUCUGAAGACUGACAGUCCUGACAUCAGCAGGUGUCUGACGGCGCUGGAUCAGCUCAGCAUGGUUUACGUGACGUCCAAACACGUCCAGAGACACAGCGAGCUCGUCGUCACUCUGAGGAAGCUGCGGUGCUACAGAGCCAGCCAGGCCGUCAUGGACAAGGCCUCCAUGUUGUACAACCGCUUCAAAAACGCCUUCCUGGUGGGGGAGGGGGAGGAGGUGGUGAGCGCCGCCUUCCUGCGCUCGCUGCUGGAGGAGAAGGAGAGGGAGGAGGCGCAGCGGGCGGAGCGCUGCAGGGAGAGGCUGAGGCGGGAAGAACUCCUGCAGGAGGUGAAGAGACGCAUGGACCAGGUGCAGGGGAGGAGGAGGAGGACUGACGACGGAGGAGGUGGGGAGGAGGAGGACGAGGAGGAGGAGAAGGUGACUGGAGGAGAGCAGUAGGAGCUCCGGUGGACUGUUUCUGAAGCAGCUUGGACUGAACCAGCUCUCAUCUGAGGGGUGUGGACCUGAACACCCCACACACACACUCACACACAUAGUUUAGGUUUUCAUGUCUAAUGAGGACAUUACACAGACUUACAUUCAUUUUCUGCAGACUUACUCAAACCAGAACCAUAGCUUGCCUAACCCUGACCUUUGACCUUUACCCUGACCUUAACCCUAACCUCAAGCUCAACCUCACCUUAAAGUCUUCACCCUAAAAGUUAUUCAUGUCCCCAUGGGGACUUGCAUUUUGUCCCCAUAAGCCAGGUGAGUCCGUGUAGCUGUGCAAACAGGAUUUUGUCCCCAUGAAAUCAUAAAAACACACACAGACACCAGCUCUACUUAUUUAUUACUCUAAUUAAUUAUUUGUUGUUAAAUGUGAACAGAUGUGAGUUUUGGUGGACUGCCUCACCUGAGCAGGUACAGGUUGUGUUGUUGGUCUUGUUAACUCCUGUUCGUGUGUUAGUCCAGUUAACACUGACUCUACCUGAGCAGUUUUUAUGAACCCAAACACUACCUGAGCUGACUGUCUUUCACCCUGAGAUCACCUGUUCAAACUGGUCCAGAUUCAGGACUGGACAGACCAUAUCAGCUGUACUGCAUCUGGACUUUGCCUGGACAGGUAAAACCCAAACAGUGAGAAGAUUUUUUAAAACCUUUUUGUCAUUUGGGUGAACUGUGCCUUUUUGAGACAACAUAAGCUGCCUCAGCCGGCGGUCAUCUGUCAUGAAGAGAUGCUUCACAUAAGUUUUAUUUCUUUUGAACCUCAAACGAAAGCAUUAAGCGACGUCACUGAAGGGCUCGCAGCAGUAAACGUACAAACAGACGUUUUUAUACGGCGAGAUACUUUAUUCUGUGUUUUUUAAUGUGUUGUGUGCAGAUGUUACAGAUGUUCGUGUAAAUACUACGACGUUUUAAAACGUGGCAGUUUGACAAACCCGCCCGAUUGUUUCGGUUUCCAGGUUUGUGUGUACAUCAGCAAAUAAAUCCACAAAUUAUU
Messenger RNA from Scatophagus argus, 4876 nucleotides. Its product is annotated as hepatoma-derived growth factor-related protein 2-like. The record is from RefSeq and is a predicted model, not a curated record. Bases 193 to 3834 code for a protein of 1213 amino acids. Gene Ontology annotation, molecular function: transcription coregulator activity; double-stranded DNA binding. NCBI's taxonomy places the organism in Eukaryota, Metazoa, Chordata, Actinopteri, Scatophagidae. Gene Ontology annotation, cellular component: nucleus. Gene Ontology annotation, biological process: regulation of transcription by RNA polymerase II. The transcript is spliced from 13 exons.